AUGAAAAAAGAAAUUCUUUAUUUGCUUUUUCUUUUUCUUCUUUUCUCCCACUUCCCCACUCCUUCAAACUCAAUUGAUGCGGAGUUUUCCUUUCAGGAGAAGCUCGUCUUUGAUCCUUCAUAUCCUAUUGAGCCCGCGGAGAUAAAAAAGUUUCCCCAAAUUAUGGGGAGUCCUGCUUCUUAUGGAAUUCCUUACGACGAUUUGUUCUUGACAACAAAAGAUGGAGUUAGAAUCCACGGGUGGUUUUUGAAACAAACGGAGGUUGAAAAGGCCCCCACUUUCAUUUUAUUCCACGGCAACUACGGCCAUGUUGGGCUAACUCUCCCUCGCGCCCGUUGGCUGUACGAUGCGGGCAUGAAUGUCCUCGUCAUCGACUACAGGGGAUAUGGCCGCAGCGAAGGAACUCCUUCAGAGUCUGGGGUGUAUCUGGACGCCGACGCGGCUUUGGAUUUUGUUUUGAAGCAGCAGCAAAGCAGCAGCAGCAGCAGCAGCAGCAGCAGCAGCAGCAGCAGCAACGCGAACAAUAACAACUCCAACCUCAUCUCCAAGCAGCAAAAAGGUAAAAGCAGCAGCAGCAGCAGCAGCAGCAGCAGCAGCAGCAGCAGCAGAAGCAGUUUCAUCUUCGUUAUGGGACACAGCAUGGGAGGCGCUGUCGCCAUAGACCUCGCCAAAAGAAGAGGCAACGAGCUGACGGGGCUGGUGGUUGAGAACACCUUCACUUCGCUGCGAGAAGCAGCCGAAGACACUUACGCUGUCUUCCGGCUUUUCCGGUGGCUCGUGAAGGCCAUUCAGGUUUGCAAUUAA
Molecule: messenger RNA, 804 nt
Organism: Eimeria necatrix
Lineage: Eukaryota; Apicomplexa; Conoidasida; Eucoccidiorida; Eimeriidae
Exons: 7
Coding region: 1-804 (267 amino acids)
Cellular component (GO): membrane
Molecular function (GO): palmitoyl-(protein) hydrolase activity
Source: RefSeq, a predicted model, not a curated record